This is a messenger RNA of Octodon degus (degu), 5275 nucleotides long. RefSeq names its product RNA binding fox-1 homolog 2 (gene Rbfox2). Gene Ontology annotation, cellular component: cytoplasm; nucleus. Bases 83 to 1426 code for a protein of 447 amino acids. Gene Ontology annotation, molecular function: mRNA binding. NCBI's taxonomy places the organism in Eukaryota, Metazoa, Chordata, Mammalia, Rodentia, Octodontidae. The transcript is spliced from 14 exons. Gene Ontology annotation, biological process: regulation of alternative mRNA splicing, via spliceosome; nervous system development. The record is from RefSeq and is a predicted model, not a curated record.
CGCGACUGUCGGGGCCGAGGCCCAGGGGGAGGUGGCCUGUCGCUGGUCGCCCGGCUCCCGGAGGCGAGGGGGGCGCGGGCGGAUGGCGGAAGGUGCCCAGCCGCAGCAGCCGCCACAGCUCGGGCCCGGCGCUGCCGCCCGGGGCAUGAAGCGGGAGUCGGAGUUGGAGCUGCCGGUUCCCGGAGCGGGAGGAGACGGAGACGAGCCCGGCCUGAGCAAGCGGCCGCGCACCGAGGAGGCGACUGCGGACGGCGGCGGCGGGAUGCAGAACGAACCACUGACCCCCGGUUAUCAUGGAUUCCCAGGUCGGGAUAGCCAGGGUAACCAGGAGCCAACAACAAGUCCUGAAGCAAUGGUUCAGCCUUUUACUACCAUCCCAUUCCCACCACCUCCACAGAAUGGAAUUCCUGCGGAAUAUGGAGUGCCACACACUCAGGACUAUGCCGGCCAGACCAGUGAGCAUAACCUGACACUCUAUGGAAGUACGCAAGCCCAUGGGGAGCAGAGCAGCAACUCGCCCAGCACGCAGAAUGGAUCUCUCCCGCAGACAGAAGGUGGAGCACAGACAGACGGCCAGCAAUCACAGACACAAAGUAGUGAGAAUUCUGAGAGUAAAUCUACCCCUAAACGACUGCAUGUCUCUAAUAUUCCUUUCCGUUUCCGGGACCCUGACCUCCGGCAAAUGUUUGGGCAGUUUGGCAAAAUCCUAGAUGUAGAAAUAAUCUUUAAUGAGCGUGGCUCUAAGGGAUUCGGGUUCGUAACUUUCGAGAAUAGUGCUGAUGCAGACAGGGCCAGGGAGAAAUUACACGGCACCGUGGUAGAGGGCCGUAAAAUCGAGGUGAAUAAUGCUACAGCACGUGUAAUGACCAAUAAGAAGAUGGUUACACCAUAUGCAAAUGGUUGGAAAUUAAGCCCAGUAGUUGGAGCUGUAUAUGGCCCUGAAUUAUAUGCAGCAUCCAGCUUUCAAGCAGAUGUGUCCCUAGGCAAUGACGCAGCAGUGCCCCUAUCAGGAAGAGGGGGUAUCAACACUUACAUUCCUUUAAUCAUUCCUGGCUUCCCUUACCCAACUGCAGCCACCACAGCGGCUGCUUUCAGAGGAGCCCAUCUGAGGGGCAGAGGGCGGACAGUAUAUGGUGCAGUUCGAGCGGUACCUCCUACAGCCAUCCCCGCCUAUCCAGGUGUGGUUUACCAGGACGGAUUUUACGGUGCUGACCUCUAUGGUGGAUAUGCAGCCUACAGAUACGCACAGCCUGCUACAGCAACUGCAGCCACAGCUGCUGCAGCCGCCGCCGCCGCGUACAGCGACGGUUAUGGCAGGGUGUACACAGCUGACCCCUACCAUGCCCUUGCCCCUGCCGCUAGCUAUGGAGUUGGCGCUGUGGCGAGUUUAUACCGAGGUGGCUACAGCCGAUUUGCCCCCUACUGAAGUGACGUGAGACCCCUGCAAAUGGGACAGCCCCCAGUCAUGAGGCCUGGCUAUUGCAAUAUUUACUAGUAGAGGAACUCUAUAGCAAGAUGAAGAGGAAAAACAAACAAACAAAAAAAAAAAAAAAAAAAGAGAGAGAAUACUUUUUUAUACCUCACUAUGUUCUUUGAAUAUGUAUUUUUCCUUUAAAUUUUCUGCCUUUAAUUCUUUUGUUCCAAAGAUUGUGCAUUUUCCUUUUUUUCUUUUUUUUUUAACUGUGGUAAAAAAAAAAAAAAAAAGAUAAUGCAUUUCCAUGUCCGUAUGUCCGUGCUUAGCUUAUUCUGUCAAUCAUGGAAGAGGCAGUUAAUGAGGAAGGAAGGAGAGACAUUAGUAGCUAAUAAACGCAUCUGAUCAGAACUCAGUAGAUAGAAUCACCAAAGUGCAUCUGGUGCUGAGUGGCUGGGGGACAAGUAGAGGUAGGAGAGAUCUUUCUGCAAUAGCAUAUUCUCUAGUCUUCUGAAUUUCUGGUCUUUGGCAGGUAGUUCUGAUUGGCUGUGGCUGGAAUCCACAUGCCAAUAGAUAGGAAUUUGUGUUUGCUAAGCAGGAGAAUGAAGAACAAACACUUGCCUCUCCUCUUCCCUCCUGUCUUCUCCAUACUUUCUACAAUCAUCUUAAUACAUACAGCCUGAAACAGUUGGCAUCACUUUUGGAAUUACAGUAUUGAUAUUUCCAAACAUGUUUUCAGGCUGAAUGACAAACACCUCAUUAGGAAAUCCAUCUCAGUGAAUUCUGGAGUAUGAAAACACUUGUGUCUUUUCUUUCCUGUAACCUAGUAUUCUACUGGGCUUCUGAUCCCCUUUAAUUGAAUCACUGCUUAGCUCAUAUAUUCUUUAAUUAAUAUGUUGCUCCCAUGUCCUCAAGAUUCAGGAAUUUAGGACCCAGCGACAGAAGAAUGAAUAGCCAGUGUCCAGAUUUCCUUCAAGUAUCUGGGGAUAGCUUGAAGAUUAAAAGUACAAAGUGUUUAGAGCCAUUAGAAAGGCUGCAGAAGAGACAAGGAAUACUGGAAAACCUGAUAUUCCUUAUCUUGCAUCAGAAAGCAGUACAAACUAUUGAAAAUCUAAUAAAGAAUCUGUUGGGGAAAGAUAAGGCACCAAGCCCAGGGUCAGCUGUUGCUGGAAGUUGGGUGGCAAGGACAUGUGAGGGCAGUCAGGGGGCACUUUGUACGUACUUGCUCCAAAGCCAUAGGAAUUUUUGUCUUCAGAGCCUCUGUGAGUCACAUCCCUACCCAGUCUCCAGCCCUCACAGCCAUUGCAUCCAGCUUCUCAUUAUCCUCCAAAGACACCCAGCUGAGCACCUGGACAUCCUGGUGGAUGUUAACCCUGUAGGACAUGAACUCCAAAGUCCACCGUGGGAGGAGGAUGUGAUGUGGCCAGGAGUUUCCUGCAGGGCCAUGGCAGGAGCCAUUGUUCUUACUGUCUGGCUUUGACUUUAUCUUACCAAGGCCAGGGAGAAAGUAGUUCUCUUUGAACUCUUGGAUGUAACUAAUUUUUAAAAAACAUCCUACCACAUUUCCAAAAAGAAGGCAUUUGGAAAUAGACAAGCCUGGCCUGCUUGGCUCCCUGGUUGGUUCACAUUGGUACAGGAGUGACCUUUACCCAGAGGAUAGCUGCUAAAUGGAGUGAUUUGGAGACAUGGAGAUUCUGCUUUUUUAUGGGUUUGGUUUGAGUUUGUUUUUUCACUCCUGCCUCCACAGGUGUUCUUGACUGAAAACAUUCAUGUCCCUGAGUUAAAAUGGCUGAUUAUGUGUGGCAGCAUCAAGCCUUCUUUGUAAGCACAGUGAAGUAUCUGGCAGACCCUGGCCUGUGCUGUGUGGCACAUGGCCACUCCCCUUCCUCUGUGUGGGUACCUGGGGAGGGUGUGCAUGAAGUAAAGGGCAGUGUCAAGGGAGCUAGAGGUCUCGCUGCAGUCAUUGAUACUGGGGGAUAUAGUGAGCAGGGACAGCCUGCCCAGGCCUUUGGCUGUUUAUCAAGUCUCUGCCCUCAAGCCAAAGUUUGGUCUGUUGCUGUUAAGACAGUUUUUGUUGUAUGUAUAUAAAUAUUUUAGUUAGGAGAGGAGGGAUAGGAUGCGGAGCUUUCACAGUUCUAGGGAAUGGGGGCAGAGAGGGAUUUUUUUCUUUGUUUCUUUGCUUUUGUACUGAGGGAGAACUUUUACUAACUAAAGAAACAGAAAUUUUGGUCAUGUCUAAUAAAGGCUUUUCUCACAAAACAAGCCACUCAACCCAGUGAACACUGGGCCAAAUCCUAAAUGGUUGCAUCCAUAGCAGGGGUGGAGAACAGGGGAAUGAGCUUAAGAAUGUUUUUCUUCUGUUUUCCUAGACAGAAGUGAGGGUAAUGGGCAAGAUAGAGAAGGCAGAUUCCCGCAGUCCUUCCAGGCAGGCAAAUGCUGGAGCUUGACGUUCCUUUUGUGCUCUUCAGUUCAGCUGGUUCUGGCUGAGGCCUCCAAAGCAAGCUCUGCUUUCCAGUAGGUUCCGCUGCAUCUCGUAGUGCUUUUUAAUGAAUGCCACUUCCUCCAGCUCCCUUUUCUAGGAAGGAUUAAAUGGGAUUCUACUUUUUAUGAAAAACCCUUGGUUUUCAGGGUCAGUGUUGAGAACCGAGAUUCUCUUGAGCAUCUAGCGUUCAUGAUACCAACCUGCCCAUCCUUUCUGAAUUUUGAAAUUCCAUACAGUCAACAUCAUGAGAAGCGGGUUCCUCAGAGCAGCAGUGCUAGUUGAUUCUGGUUCUUGCUGGGUUCAGAAACAGAGUCAGAGGAGUUUGGUAUUUUGUGAGUUCAUUCAAGGAUGCUGAUUAAUACUUCUAAAACACUUAGUGAUGCUGAAUCUCAGUACAUAAAUGAGUUUGUUGGCUUUACUGUAGUUCAUGACCUGGACUUUUUCUACUGAGCACCUUACUCUUAGAAGCUGGGCUCCUUUAAGGAGACCUCUAGUGUAAACCUUUAUCUCAAUACUCCUCUUUUAGCCCGGAGAGCUGCCCUUAGGUCUUCGCCAGAAUUCCAUGUGUCACUUAGUUUAACUCCCAUGAACUCAAAUCCACCAUUGUGAUUCACCAUUUUUAAGGCUCUCAAGUUUAACAAAACCUAUCACCAUCAUCCUCCAGCAGCCCCGGUCUGAAAUGAGCCAAUAUAUUUUCUUUCUUUAAAAAGGAAGCAGACUGGGACUCGGCUUUUAAUUUGAAGAGAGCUCAUGGCAAUCUAGUCAGUAGAAAUCAACAAUAACAGCUUUGCCUCACAUGUGGACUCCUCAGGGGCCGAACAUGUCCUCAUUAGGUUAUUCUUUGCUAGAGAUGGAGCAGAUACGCUGGCUGUCCCCACUAACUUACCCUGCCCAGGUAGCUUCCAGACAUGAGGGAUGUCAGGCAGGAAUGGAAGCAGCCCCGAGGAUAUGCGAACCCCCUUCCCUUUGACAGGAAAACAAGGUCACCAGGAGGUAGUCUGGAAAGCACGUAAGAUGUUUUAAGGAAGAAGAGGGGACAUGGUCUGCUGAACCUUCCCCUGUACCCCAGCACAGCCUGUUCUCUGCUACUUGCAACUUUCUAGCACAGUAACGUUUGCAGAAUUGUGGAUUUUUUUCCCCGCAGAUAUUAGGAGGAAAGGGAUUUGGGGGUGGGGUGGGGAAGGGGUUGUGGUGUUUUAAAAGCAUAAGUUACCUGUUUGCACUGUUUUAAGAUAGGAAAAAAUAGUGGGCAAGGUGAGCAUCAAAUGUAAGCUUGUGUGUUUUAUUUUGUCACGCUCUUGAAAAUGUCUGACAUUUGUAGUAUACACCAGUGACACUUGAUUCUCUGUUGCAUAAAACACUAUAUUUUUUUGGAAAUGUUA